Gracilinanus agilis (Agile Gracile Mouse Opossum) is the source of this 933-nucleotide messenger RNA. Its product is annotated as olfactory receptor 4K1. The coding region runs from base 1 to 933 and encodes 310 amino acids. The transcript has a single exon. Gene Ontology annotation, biological process: G protein-coupled receptor signaling pathway. The record is from RefSeq and is a predicted model, not a curated record. Gene Ontology annotation, cellular component: membrane. Lineage: Eukaryota; Metazoa; Chordata; Mammalia; Didelphimorphia; Didelphidae. Gene Ontology annotation, molecular function: olfactory receptor activity; G protein-coupled receptor activity.
AUGGCUGGAGGAAAUCAAUCAGUGGUAUCAGAGUUUGUAUUGCUGGGGCUCUCCAAUUCUCAGGAACUUCAGUUUUUCUUCUUUGUGAUCUUCACCAUAGUCUAUGUGGCAUCUGUACUGGGAAACAUUAUAAUCAUCCUGACCAUUGUCUCUGAUUCCCAUUUGAACUCUCCCAUGUACUUCCUGCUCAGCAACCUCUCCUUCAUUGACAUCUGUCAGUCCAAUUUUGCCACACCCAAAAUGAUUGCUGAUUUUCUUGUGGAAAAAAAGACCAUCUCCUUUGAGGGAUGCAUGGCCCAGAUAUUCCUCCUUCAUAGUUUUGUGGGAAGUGAGAUGAUGCUGUUGGUAGCAAUGGCCUAUGAUAGAUUUAUAGCUAUAUGUAAACCUCUACACUACAGCUCUAUUAUGAAUCGGAGACUUUGCAUAAUUUUUGUGGCUAUAUCUUGGGCUGUGGGGAUUCUUCACUCUGUGAGCCACUUGGCCUUUACAGUAGAUCUGCCAUUUUGUGGGCCAAAUGAAGUAGAUAGUUUUUUUUGUGACCUCCCCCUGGUGAUUGAGUUGGCCUGCAUGAAUACUUAUGAAAUGGAGAUUAUGACAUUAACCAACAGUGGCCUGAUCUCUUUGAGCUGUUUCCUAGCCUUAAUUAUUUCUUAUACUGUCAUAUUAGUCAUUGUCCGGCGCCGUUCCUCAAGUGGAUCAUCUAAGGCUCUCUCAACCUUAACAGCUCACAUCACAGUUGUAAUACUUUUCUUUGGGCCAUGCAUCUACUUUUAUAUAUGGCCCUUUAGCAGACUCUCUAUAGAUAAAUUUCUUUCUGUCUUUUAUACCGUUUGUACCCCUCUCUUGAACCCCAUCAUAUACUCUCUUAGGAAUGAAGAUGUCAAAUCUGCCAUGAGGAAAUUAAGGAACCGUUAUAUCAUCUCCUGGAAAUAA